This is a messenger RNA of Acanthoscelides obtectus, 2011 nucleotides long. The record is from the annotation of a GenBank genome assembly. Lineage: Eukaryota; Metazoa; Arthropoda; Insecta; Coleoptera; Chrysomelidae.
AAUUUGACAUCCCCUUUCUCACAUAAUUCAGAUAUUGAAUUUUGAUCUUUUAAAGUAUUAUAAUAAUAAAUAUAUUUUUGCAUUAAAAAAAUAGAAUAUUAACCUAAAAUGUAUAUUUUGUUUUUAUUUAUUUUAAAUAAACAUACUUUAAUGUAACAGCCAACAUUUGUUCAGGUUGGAUGCAAUUCCUCAUAUUUGUAUCUUGUCUUUGUAGCUGUGUCUGCACACGUUGCAGCAACUCAUCAAAAGAAGAAACGCUCAUACGAAAAUAAUUUAAAAACUUAGUUUCGUCUUCUUUCAGUUGUUGAAAAAGCACAAAGAAUGCUCCUUCCAGGUAUCUGCUUUCUAGCAAAGGGUGAACCCAAAUUUGCCUAUUACGUUGUUUUUUUCGCCGAUGUUUUGAUAAAGCGAACAAAAUCGUUUUGCGUCUACUGUCCAUCAUAAUCAGCGGCAAACUGAAGUACCUAGCAAAAAGUGGUCCGGAUUUUCGCACACACCCGUCCACCCGUGUGAAGAGAGCUCCAGGGUGCUGCCCGGCCGGGCGAUCAUACGGACGGAUAAAUAUCCUGACCAUGUGAAAGAGCGCUUAGGCCGUUUGUUAACGAACGUUUUUUUACCGGAUAACGGGCCGGUGCUAAACGGAUACCCUUGUCGAAGAUUCAUUUAUUUCACGGAGAUGAUUCCGUUGUCUAUAUUAAAACUCCAAAAUCUCGCCAGUUUUAAAACAAGUGUGCAGCGUGCAGCAGUGCAGCAAACAUGUUGUCGACAAAGACGAAGCUUAUAUUAGCAUACUAUUUGUACAAAAAAAGGCAGAUGAAAGAAAAGCGCAAAAGGAAAAUGUGGGUACAUCCUAUUUUAUUGGAACGAGAAACUUAUGGUGUUUUCCAUACACUUUUUGAAGAAUUACAGAAAGACGAAACUAAAUUUUUUAAUUUCUUUCGCAUGACUCAAGAGACUUUUCGCAAAUUAUUAGGAAUGGUACAUAAUAAAUUAAAACGUGCUGACACUAAUAUGCGCCUACCCAUUUCACCUGCUGAAAGAUUAGCUGUAACCAUUAGAUACUUGGCAUCAGGAAAUACAUUCACGGAUCUUCAAUACACAUUUAGAAUGGGAAUUAAAACUAUAAGUUAUAUUGUUCGAGAAGUAUGUAAAGCAAUAUGGUCCGAAUUGCAGAUAUAUAUGAAAAUUCCGUCAGAAGGGGAGUGGUUAUUGAUAGCAAACAAUUUUGAGAGUGCAUCGAAUUUUCCUUUGUGCUUAGGAGCGGUAGGCGGGAAACACAUACGAGUUAUAAAGCCAGAAGAAAGUGGUUCAAUGUUUCUAAACUAUAAACAUUAUUUUUCAAUUGUGUUGAUGGCUGUGGUAGACUCAAAUUAUAAUUUUAUUUUCAUUGAUGUUGGUGCCUAUGGCAAAGAAUGCGAUUCGGCUGUAUUUAAGGAAACAGAGUUUUGGAAAAGUUUAGUGAACAAUAGAUUAAAUAUACCACCAUAUACCAACAAAUUGGGAACUCAGUGUGAACUACCCUAUGUAUUUGUUGCGAACGAGGCAUUCGCAUUACAUGAACAUUUACUUCGCCCGUGUGGUGGGCAUCAACUCGAUGAUGUAAAAAGAACACUUAACUAUCGCCUGACAAGAGCAAGGCGGAACGUUGAAUGUGUGUUUGGGAUACUGGCGAAUAAAUGGCGAAUUUUCCAUCGACCAUCAAAUGUAUCAACGGAUUUAGCAGUCGACAUAGUAAAAACUUGUUGUUUGUUGCAAAAUUUUAUCCACAAAGAAGAAGGAAUUAUUAAUAAUAUGGCAAGUGAUUUAUUUGCUACUGACUCUGAUUCCGCCCUGCUCGAUAUACCUAGUUCAAAUUCGGUAAGAGGUUCUUUAACAGCCAAUAAUAUCCGCAAUAAAUUUGCGGACUAUUUUAUGACACCAGAGGGGAGAUUGCAGUGGCAGAAUCAAUAUGCUUAAGAAAUGUUGUAUGUAUUUCUAUUCUAAUUCUUAAAUAAAUAAUGAAAACUUACCA